AUUACACAAGUGUCGGGUAUAACCAGACCAGUGUACGUCGUGCUCACGCGAGGACGAACUUAACCUCGCUCGCGCGCGCGCGCUCUCUCUCUCUCUCUGCCUUCGGCGUGUCCAUCACGGUGUGUCGCGCCGGCGAAGAUUGCUCGUCAGAGUUGCUCCGUGUGCACCGUCCUCUCCGACGUCAUCGUCAGACCGGCGUGAGAAGAGAACGCAGGCGCGUUUCGCUGCCCGGCGCAUUUCGGCGUCCGAACGGAACGAGAGGCGCCCAGAGGAGCGGCAGCGGACCGCGCGCGCACGCCAAGGGACACAGUCGGCGUUAUCGCGCCAAACAAGCCCGUCAUCGACGUCGCCGUCGCCAUCCGAGGAGCGUCGCGAAGCCGCGGUUUCCCGUUUUCGCGUUCCCCGUUCGCGCGCACCACGUGCCACGAGCGCGCGAUGAGCCACAGCAGCGAGAACAGAGGGCGGAAUGGCCACGUGCUCGUGUGGGACCAGACCGGCCUCGAGGAGGACGAGCGGGAAAGAAAAAGGAAAAGAGACCGAUUUGGGAAGCGUCACAUGGUGACUUUCAUGAUAUUCCUUGGUAUGGCUAAUGCCUACAUAAUGAGGACCAAUAUGUCUGUGGCUAUUGUCGCGAUGGUCAAUCAUACUGCUAUCAUGAGCAACGACGAGGUGAUGGAAGCCGUGGGCGAAUGCGGAGAAAAUAUGAACGAUACUAACGUUGCCGAGCGCAGCGAUGGGCCAUUUGAUUGGGACAACAAGCAGCAAGGCUACCUCUUAAGUUCAUUUUUCUGGGGCUACGUGAUAACGCAGAUACCGUUCGGUAUACUCGCCAAACGUUACGGUGCCAAAUACUUCCUCGGGAUCGGCAUGCUGAUUAAUUCUCUCUUCGGACUGCUGGUCCCGGUAUCCGCGUUCUGGGGAUAUUGGCCGUUGAUAAUCGUUCGUUUUAUUCAGGGCUUAGGAGAGGGUCCUAUUGUGCCUUGCACGCACGCACUGCUGGCGAAGUGGAUACCACCGAACGAACGGAGCAGGAUGGGUGCCUUUGUCUAUGCUGGUGCACAGUUUGGUACGAUAAUAUCCAUGCCGUUGAGUGGUCUAUUGGCCAAAUGGGAAUUAGUAGGCGGCUGGCCGUCUAUUUUCUACGUGUUUGGUGCUAUCGGUAUUGUCUGGUGCAUAGCGUUUCUUAUAUGGGUUUAUGAGGAUCCCGAGCAACAUCCAAGCAUCACAGAAGACGAGAAGAAGCUCAUACUCAGCUCUCUCUGGGGUAGCGCCGGCAUAUCUUCAUCGCCCCCUGUGCCAUGGAAGUCCAUUGUAACUUCGCUAUCGUUUUGGGCUAUUUUGGUGGCGCACAUGGGUCAGAAUUAUGGAUACGAAACAUUGAUGACUCAGCUUCCAACAUUUAUGAAACAGAUUCUCCAUUUCCCUAUCGAGCAGAAUGGUAUCUAUUCAGCACUUCCAUACUUGGCCAUGUGGCUCUUUUCCAUGUUUAUCUCUCACGUCGCCGAUUGGAUGAUCUCUUCGGGGAAAUUAACUCACACUGCGACUCGCAAGAUCGUUAAUAGCAUCGGCCAGUUUGCACCGGCCAUUGCAUUGAUUGCUGCUUCGUAUACCGGUUGUAAUGCCAUGUUGACAGUAGGCAUUAUUACAUUGGGAGUCGGUCUAAAUGGCGCUAUUUAUUCCGGUUUUAAAGUAAACCACCUCGAUAUCUCUCCGAGGUUCGCAGGGAUCUUAAUGUCCUUCACAAAUUGUAUCGCCAAUCUCGCGGGGCUCCUCGCGCCGAUUACUGUUGGAGAGGUUAUUGCUAAAUCGCCAUCGCAAGCAAAAUGGAGGAUUGUGUUUAUGAUCUGCGCUGGUAUUUAUUUGUUCUGCGCAACAUUCUACGCAAUUUUCGGUUCUGGUGAAAGGCAAACGUGGGACAAUCCAGAUAAGGACGACGACAAGAACGAAAAGAAUCAACUGGACGGUGUUAGAAGCGUGAACGAGACUCAACAUUGACAAGUGCAUAUUUUAUCGAUGAGAGUCAGUGGUGAUGCGAAGAAAUUAACACUGACGACGUGACAAUUGUGUCCACUUGGCCAUUUCUGUUUUUGCACAUUCAUUCCCUCCCUAUUAUUUAGCCGUUCGAAACAAACGAGUACAUUAAGACAUUUAAGUUAAUCUCAGAAUUGUAUUUUUCUUUUUUCUUUUUUUACCGUAAUGAUACAAAAUUUUUCAUGAUAAUUGUCACAAUUCGCGUUGUAAGUAUCUCUUCAUACUUUUGCACUUGCAAAAGUUCAUCAGUUACUUUAAUGUUAUAUCGUGAGUUUCGCGUGAAAGACAAUUUGUAUGUGUGUAAGAAAGAAAGGAAGAGUGAGAAAGAGAAGAAGAUAAAGGUAUGUUUAGAAUAUACUCAUAACUAAGCUACUGGUAUAAGAUUCGAAUUGCGUCAUUUAUUGUAUUUUAUAAUUUAUAAAUUUUUACAUAAUAAUCUCGCGUAUUAUGUAGAAUUAGAAAGUCGCACUUUAAGAACUGGUAUGUUAGAGAAACGAUGGGAGAGAUGAUUCUCAAAAGAAUUUAAAAAAUGAAAACUAUAACUUGUAGAUAAGCGAAUUUCCAUGAACUUGCCGGAGACGUCAUGACAACAAAUCAAAGCGAGUAUAAUUUUAACGAGAUUACAAAACCCAUUUACAUCAUUGUUUCAUAAUUGUAUAUCGAAAUUAUCUAAACAAUUAAGAUAUUCGAGUUGAAGAUGAAUGAAGUUGUAUAUCGCUGUUGCUUAAACAAAUGAGAGAAAUCAAGUUUUUUAAGCGCGAUGUUAAACUCAUUUGUAUAACACCGUUAUUUAUGUAACAUUAGUUUUGACAGAAUCAAUAUCUAGUAUAUCGCUGUGUAAAUUUUGACUUACACAGUGAACUGUCCAUUAAUUCAGACAUCUCUACAGGUGUUCCACAUUCGAGUAAAACUUAUAUUAAUCUCGAUCUUCCUACUUUGUACAGCACAUUAGCCGCUUUGCUAUUUUUGUAAAAUGGAAUAUAUGUCUGUGCUAAGAUUCGUACGAGAGAUUUGAUUAGAUUCACAACGAUCAAGCCGGAGAAGGAACUGUCGUUGUUUCCCCAACGCUUAUCUUCAAGGAUUGUAGAUUUCGUGUUUGUAACCUGACAAACUUAUGGUAGCAGUAUUAGAGCAAAGAUCCUCAUCGUUCAGCUUCCUUUACAUACAUCACUUUUUAUUGUAAUUACUGCCAUUUUGUAUUGCAUGUGUUACCUGGAUGAAAUGGGUGAUAGUAACGACAAAUCCCAGUCUUGCCGUUAGGCGAGGGAGAGACCCAGGGCCUGUUCUUAAUGUAGAAAUUGCGAACAGCACAAUGUGUACAAAAAUGGUGUUUAUACAUAUUGUAGAUAUUUGCGCGUCAGAACUCUCUUAAGUAAUAGAGUUACUGCUCGUAGUUAUUUAUAUAGCGUUUACAGAAAACAAGAAUCAUUACCUCCAGCCUAAGAUAGAAAUCGUCAAACUGAAUGGUUUUGCACUUGUAUAGUAGAAUGCAUUUUUUUUUUCAUAAUCGUAAGUCUCUUUUUUUCAUAAGCUGCACAACCAAACAAUUGACGACAAUUGUAAUUUCUUUUUCUUAAAUACGGCCUCAAAUACUGAGGCCCCAUAUUCGCUGUAAUUCAUCGAAUGUAAUUGAUUAAUAACUAUUUGAUGAAAUACGUAAUCGCGCAAAGCGCUCGCGAGAAUAAGUCUGAAAUGAUCAAAUUGUCUGAAAACGAAAUGAAUUAUUAAAUAACAUGUAUCAAAAAUAUUUGUUGAUUUAUUCAUCUUGCGAUUUUAUAUGAAAACUUUGAAAAUAUGUUUAGGUAGCGGCGUACAUAAAUUGUUAGCAAAAGGGGUGAAAAUCGAUGCGAGCGUCCUGUGAUCGUGUAUGUACAAGUGCCUUCGACAAGUAGCGUUUGUUUUUCUUUUUAUAAAUAAUGUACUCUUAAAAUUUCUAAAAUUCUCGCAUUACUGUAACGUGAAAAAAAGCCAAAGUGUUCGUGAAUAUCAUUUUGAACUUUCAUGAGUAUACAAAUUUCUACUUGCAAAUUUGGGAGGACGUCAAUCAAAAUUUACUCUGUAAUGUAACGCGAUUGAUAUAAUAAUCAUGAAUGUAAAUCGAUUUGAAAGCAAAUUCGACGGAAGAUAUAACAAGGAGUAGUUACCCAUUGCUUAGAUGAUAAAGUAAUUUAAUGCAAAAUUGCGCAAACCCAUAUUUUUAUAUAAAUUAUUUAUACAUAAUGUACAUAGGACGAUACACGAUGUUAAGCGUUAAACAUAUUUUUAUUGUUGGGAUUGUAAAACAUAUGUGAUAAUAGUACAGCAAGUGAAUAAAAUAAGAUACAGUCAUCAUAAA
Molecule: messenger RNA, 4366 nt
Organism: Vollenhovia emeryi
Lineage: Eukaryota; Metazoa; Arthropoda; Insecta; Hymenoptera; Formicidae
Gene: Picot
Product: putative inorganic phosphate cotransporter
Exons: 8
Coding region: 436-1995 (519 amino acids)
Biological process (GO): transmembrane transport; monoatomic anion transport
Molecular function (GO): transmembrane transporter activity
Source: RefSeq, a predicted model, not a curated record